AUGGAGUCUGUCGAGACUGGUACCUACUCGCUUACGGGAGCUUCCAACCAGGCUUCGCUUAACUCGGCGAGCGCCGUGUCGACGGAAAUAUUUCCCUCCGGCCUCGAUAUCGUAGCGGACGGCACUGAUCCGAUAGUUGAUAUUGUCGCUGUCCACGGCCUCAACGGUCACCCUGAGAGGACCUGGACGGCCAAAAGCGGCACUCAUUGGCUGCGUACACUUUUACCUGAGGACAUACCUAAUGCCCCGAAAGCUAUCAAUUCUAUACAGCGGCCGAUCAUCUUUGUCGCGCAUAGCUUGGGCGGGAUUGUUGUUAAAAGCGCACUCAUUCAUUCCGACGCCGCGCGACGUGGUGCCCUCGAGGAGCACCGUUCAGUAAAACUAUCAACUUAUGGCAUACUCUUUAUGGGCACGCCUCAUCAGGGCGGCAACGCGGUUCAACUUGGGAAGCUCGUGGUGAAUAUUGCCUCGAUAUUUGUGAAUGCAGACGACCACUUAUUAAAACAUCUGGAGAGAGAAUCGGAGUGGUUACAACAGCAGCUUGGCCAGUACGGCCCCAUUAGCGGAGACUUCUUGACCAAGUUUGCAUAUGAAGAGUACAAGACUCCCACAAUAUUAGGGAAAUCCAUCAUGGUUGUCCCCUUCGCAUCCGCCGUUGUUCCAGGCCAAGCAGACGCCGAACCCAUCGCUAUUCAUACAAGCCACACCGAUAUGGUCAGGUAUGACUCGAAAAGCGAUAGGAACUACCGAAAGGUCUCCGGUGAGCUACGCAUAAUGAUGAUGGGGGCCCUCGAAGCGAUUCAGCAACGCUGGGAGAAAGAGGCGAGGGUUAACCAUGCUCGUUACGAGGGAGGAUUGGGCAAGACGCAGCUGGUGGCGGAGUACGCUAAACAACAUCACCGCGACUAUUCGGCUGUUUUCUGGCUGAAUGCGCGCGACACGAUAUCACUCAAGCACGGGUUCCUAAAACUAGCUGAGCAGAUUCGCAACGAAUAUCCCCUCGUCGCCUACAUCUCCAGUUCGGUAGAAAGCCGCGACCUCGAUGAAGCGGUUAGCGCUGUUAAACGUUGGCUUGACCAACCCAAGAACAGCAACUGGCUCAUCAUCUUCGAUAAUUACGAUACCCCAGCAUUCCAAAAGGGUAAACAUGUUGCACCAGCUCAACAGGCAGGCACGAAUGAGCCGGAUCAAGAUAUGAAUGCCAUCUCCAGCGCGUACGAUAUCCGACCGUUCCUUCCAAACGCCUACCACGGAGCGAUCCUCGUUACAACACGGUCAUCCCAGGUCAAAAUUGGCCAUCAGAUCGCGCUCAGAAAAAUGACGGAGCUUGACAACAGCCUACAAGUUUUGGCAAGCACGUCAGGCAGAUCCAAUCUCCAUCAAGAUCAAGGUGCCAUAGCGCUCGCCCAGGAGCUAGAUGGGUUCCCGCUAGCGCUGUCCACCGCUGGCGCCUAUCUUUCCAACGUCCAAACGACCUUUGUGGAGUAUCUCGGGAGGUACAAGGACUCAUGGCUCAAAUUGCAAGAAAACACUCCUGAGUCCCUCACGUACGAGAACGGUGCGCUGUACUCUACGUGGAAUAUCUCAUAUGCGGCAGUCUGCCAACGGAACCCAAGGUCAGGGAUGCUUCUUCGCCUAUGGGCAUAUCUCGACAACGAGGACGUGUGGUUCGAGAUGCUUCAACAGAGCCAACAUUCUGAGCCCUCCUGGCUCCAGGAUUUGACACGCGACGCUCUAGACUUUGACGCAGCGAUACGAGUCCUAUGUGACUACGGCCUCGUCGAGCCAGAUACGUCAUGCCAGGAACGUCGCACUGAAUCGCCCGGUUACAGCAUGCAUGGAUGCGUUCACAUGUGGACGAUUCACGUACUGAACCAGACCUUGGACGUGGAGAUGGCACUGUUGGCAAGCGCGUGUGUCGCGGGCCAUGUGCCUAAGAACACAGAGAAAGAGUACUGGGUAGUCCAACGAAGGCUCAUGAGACAUGCUGGCCGUUGUUCAAUGGUGCUAAAGAUGCCGGGAAUCUCAUUGACGAGGAGAGAGUCGCGGAUCACCAAGUAUCUAGGUAUUCUCUACCAGGAUCAGGGCCGACUACAUGAUGCCGAGGCCAUGUAUGAUCGGGCGCUUCAGGGCUAUGAGAAGGCACUUGGACCAGAUCACACCUCGACACUGGAUACAGUGCAGAAUUUCGGCAUCCUCUAUAACAAGCAGGGCCGGCUAGAUGACGCUGAAGCCAUGUAUGAUAGGGCGCUUCAGGGCUACGAGAAGGCACUGGGACCAGAUCACAUCUCGACGCUAGAUACAGUGCAUAAUCUCGGCAUCCUCUAUAACGAUCGGGGUCGGCUAGAUGACGCUGAAGCCAUGUAUAAUAGGGCGCUUCAGGGCUACGAGAAGGCACUUGGACCAGAUCACAUCUCGACGCUAGAUACAGUGCAUAAUCUUGGCAUCCUCUAUAACGAUCAGGGUCGGCUAGAUGAUGCUGAAGCCAUGUAUGAUAGGGCGCUUCGGGGCCUUGAGAAGGUACUUGGACCAGAUCACACCUCGACACUGAAUGCGGUGCAUAAUCUCGGCGCCCUCUAUAAUAUUCAGCGCCGGCUAGAUAACGCUGAAGCCAUGUAUGAUAGGGCGCUUCAGGGCCGUGAGAAGGCACUUGGACCAGAUCACACCUCGACACUAAAUACGGUGCAUAACCUCGGCCUCCUCUAUAUGGAUCUGGACCGGCUAGGCGACGCUGAGGCUAUGUAUGAUAGGGCGCUUCAGGGCUGUGAGAAGGCAUUGGGACCAGAUCACACCUCGACACUAGACACAGUACAUAAUCUCGGCAUCCUCUAUUGGAAUCAGGGCCGGGUGGAUGAUUCUAAGGCCAUGUAUGAGAGGGCACUUCAGGGCCUUGAGAAGGCACUUGGACCAGAUCACACCUCGACACUAGAUGUAGUGCAUGAUCUCGGCAUCCUCUAUAGCAGUCAGGGCCGGCUAGGCGAUGCUGAGGCUAUGUUUAAUAGGGCGCUUCAGGGCCGUGAGAAGGCACUUGGACCAGAUCACACCUCGACACUAAAUGUAGUGCAUAAUCUCGGCAGCCUCUAUCAGAUUCAGGGCCGGCUAGAUGAGGCUGAAGCCAUGUAUGCUAGGGCACUUCAGAGCUGUGAGAAGACGCUCGGCUCUAGCCAUGCUUCGACACUCCUCACGGCGCGCUGUCUCUGUGAACUCUUAGAGAAACAGGGCCGAUUUGAUGACGCCGAGGCUGUGAUUAGAGCGGCUUCUCGUGGAAGAGAUAGUAGAUAA
This is a messenger RNA of Parascedosporium putredinis, 3282 nucleotides long. NCBI's taxonomy places the organism in Eukaryota, Fungi, Ascomycota, Sordariomycetes, Microascales, Microascaceae. The record is from the annotation of a GenBank genome assembly.